Colletotrichum chrysophilum is the source of this 1947-nucleotide messenger RNA. RefSeq lists its product as uncharacterized. Gene Ontology annotation, molecular function: chromatin binding. The transcript is spliced from 2 exons. The record is from RefSeq and is a predicted model, not a curated record. NCBI's taxonomy places the organism in Eukaryota, Fungi, Ascomycota, Sordariomycetes, Glomerellales, Glomerellaceae. The coding region runs from base 1 to 1947 and encodes 648 amino acids. Gene Ontology annotation, cellular component: nuclear inner membrane.
AUGGACGAGUACGAAUACCUCCAGCCCGGGUUCGACCCGAAAUCGCUGACGGUCCCCCGCCUGCGAUCGAUCCUCGUGGCGCACGAAAUUCAAUACCCCUCGACAGCAAAGAAGCCUCAGCUUGUCGAUCUCUUCAACGAAGAGGUCUUGCCUCAAGCGAAGAAGAUUCUGGCAAAGCAGGCUAGAGCCAAGCGGUCAAGCAAAGGGAUCGUGGAUAUGGGAAGCAAUCACGAAAGCGAGUCUUUUGAUGAUUACGACCUCGCCCCGCCACCACGACGCAGGACGACCCGAUCGCAGUCUCCGCGCAAGGCUUCCACCCGAGUUAAGAGCGAGGAGUAUGAACAACAGCCGCCGGCCCCGAUCAGCCCAACGAAGAGGAAGGUGCGAGCAAGCAGCCGGCAACCUGUGGAGCCUGAGCCGUACUACGAGCCUGAGCAGGUUGAGCAGUUGGAGCGGUUUGAGCAGCCUGUGUUUGAGCAAGCAGAGCCGCCCAAGUCGGUCCGCACCAAGCGCAACGUGACCCCUCACAUCAAGCAAGAAGAGUCCGAGGAGGACUUUUUCAAGAAGCGGAGGGAGUCUGAGUACUUCUCGAUGGACAACCCGUUCCAGAGCGGCAGCUCGCCGGCACCCAUCAAGACCCCUGCUACGGGACGCAGGAGAACUGGACAGGAUCUUUUCCAGAACGACAGUGUACGACGACGAACGGACGGCCAUUACGCCGAAGAGCGACCGAAGUCAUCCACGAAAUCACAGGCCUUUGAGGUCCCUGUUAGUACAUUGUUGCGCGAAGAGACCCCAGAGUAUCAGCCGGCUGAAAUUGUCGAGGCUGGCGAAGAGUUCACUCCGGAUGCUCAAUUUGAAAUGGAGCAGGAGAUGGCGGCAAGUGGUGAAAGUGCUCUGGCACCCCGCCGUACGCCAGCCCGUCCCAGAAGAAGUCUCGCCAAGCCUUUCUGGGCCCUGGCUGUCUCUUUGCUUGGAGCCUACGGCGCUUGGUACCGUCAAGAGAAGGUGGCUGUUGGAUACUGUGGACUAGGCCGUCCCGCGAUGCAAAUCAUCCCCGCGGAUAUCCCCGUCCCUGACUGGGCGGUCCAGCUGGCUGAGCCUCAGUGCGAGCUGUGCCCUCAGCACGCUUACUGCUAUGAGGACUACUCUGUCCGCUGUGAGCCCGACUUCAUCCUGAAGCCGCACCCACUUGCCCUUGGUGGCCUGGUCCCCUUGCCCCCAACAUGUGAGCCCGACGGUGAGAAGGUCCGAAGGGUGAAGGCUGUGGCCGACAAGACAGUCGAAGAGCUCCGAGAGAGGCGGGCCCAGUUUGAGUGCGGUGAUUCUACCGACGAAGCCCAGCAGGCACCGGAGGCCCCCGCGAUUGAUGAGGAGGAGCUUAAGAAGGUCAUCAGCGCAAAGAGAAGCAAGAAGAUGAACAAGCAGGAGUUUGACGACCUGUGGGUUGCCGCUAUCGGGGAUGUCAAGGGUCGCGAGGAAGUGGAAGUUGUUCCUUACUUUUACGUGCGCUCCAAGUACAGAUCCCAUAAGGCGACUGUGGCCCAGGUCCCAGCGCUUGUUGAUCUCGUUCUGGCUCGGCUGGCAACGCAGAAGGAACUCGGUGAGGAAGAGAUCGACGACCCUUGGCUCUUCCUGCCCAACCUCCGCGAUGACGUUCUCCGCUCUGUGCACUCGCUCGGCGAGCGUGAUCGCAUCUGGAAGCGUGUCAAGGCUGUUGUUGAGCAAAACAGCAACGUGAGAACUAGCCAAAGAGAAGGACGCAGCGGCGAGGUUGGUCGCGCUUGGGAGUGGAUCGGACCUAUUACGGGAGACACUGCUAGACGGCGUAAGAGCGGAAGGAUUUCCUUUGGCGCGGGACCGGACGUCAAGACAGAAGAUACCCCUGAUGCGGCGGAGAAGGCUGGCGCUCACUCGAAAUGGGAAGAGUCGCGACCUAUCUACUGA